UUCCCUUGAUAUUGCAAUGAUGAGUACACAUUUUAAAUGACUUAUUUUGUUUGGAGCAACUGCAGAGACUUCAGUGUGGACUCAACCAACCAGAACAGCAUAGCAAUACCCUAGCAACAUCCUGCCACUCCAUUGUGUUAUUGAAGCAUCAUGGGACCUGUCUGUGGAUCUUUCUGUUUUGCCUAGCAACAGUGCGGGGAAGACGGGACACAUGUGUGUCUCAUGUUUGCAUCUGGUCAACAGUGGAUGUUUGUUCUCACAAGGUCCUGGGUGGAGCUGGAGAUGAACGGAAACACGCAGCAGCAGAACCCCAGUUUGCUCUCGCUGCUGGGGAACAGGAACCAAGGCGAGUCCCAGGCUUCACAGGCCCUGGAGACCGUGCAGGAGGAAGAGGAGGUCCUGAUAGGAGGACUGGAGCAUGUGCCUUCCUCCUCCUCUAUCCAUAACGGAGACAUGGAGAAAAUCCUACUGGAUGCCCAGCACGAGUCCAGCCCCAGCAGCUCGUCUUGCAACAGCCCACCACGACCACACAGUCCUGACCAAGAUGAGGGGCAGAUCACGUUUGAUGUGGAGAUGCCCAGCGAGAGAAACUGUCAGUCAGAAGAUGAUAGUCUGGAGAAGGACAAAGAAGAUGAUAUCCUCAUGGAUAAAGGGGAGAGUUGGGUGGCAGACUGGUCCAGUCGACCAGAGAACAUUCCUCCGAAGGAAUUCCACUUCCGCCACCCAAAGCGUUCUGGAUCGGUGUCUCUGAGCAUGAGAAAGACGGGUGCUAUGAGGAAAGGUGGCGUGUUCUCCGCCGAGUUCCUCAAAAUGUUCAUGCCCUCGCUGCUGCUCACCCACAUCCUGGCUCUGGGACUGGGGGUCUACAUUGGGAAGAGAUUGACUACACCCUCCACCAGCUCAUUUUAAACCUGAACAGACCCCAGUGCCUGGAUGCUCCAUCAUGAGCAGCGGUGGCACAGCAGUGGCCAAUCGUGUGAUGAUUCCUCUCUCUCUCAUUCUCUCCCCCUCUCUGACUUUCUCUUUAUCGUUUCUUUAAUCCACGGUCCUGAUUUCCCAUCACACAUUCUGCUUGUUGACCUUUGGCUGUGUCGCAUUUUCUUGCCCUCUAACGCUGUGGCUUACUGACAUGUUUUAGAUGUUUUUAUUUGGACAUGUAGUGAAUUAUUCACUGAUGUUUAUUUUUCAUGACACGCUACUGUACAAGUUAGAGCCCCACUACAGCCACAGCCAUAAUGCACUUUUAUUUCUGCAUGACGCACUUCAUAUGUAACUAAUAUAGAGUCUGGAUGUGGCCCAAGAUAUCUUGGGAGUAUAUUGACUCUCAAUAGGAAAUUUAGGAGGGUUGCUAUAGGAGGGUUGUGAUAUUUUAUUCUAGAGAGAUGAUUUUCUAGAGAGAUGAUUAAUUUAUUCACUUCCCUUCUUGUCACUGCAUCAAAAAUGCAUGUCAGUCAUUUACUUUCAUUGGAGAACGAUGACUGUUUCAUGACAGACCAAGUCAUUCAUUCUAUGUCAGUGCACAUGCUGCAUUGCUUUGGACUGUUACGACAAUUAUUUAGAGACUUAUUUUGCAUAGAAUGUAAAUCUUAGAGGUUCCACUAAGUUCUGUUUUAGGCCCUUUUCUGUUUGCUCUUCACUUCUGUAAAGAUCUAAAAUGACAGGCUAGAACCGAAGCAUCACUUUAUAGCAGCUUUAUAGUAUAAAAAUAUAUAAGUAAAUCACAAAUUUACAUGAACAAUACAUGGUUUUUCUAAUCGAAAGACCUUAAGCUAAAGAGAUCAGCAUGGACGUACAUCUGUUUAAGAGCCAAACUGGUCGCUACACACAAGAACACACACACUCUGGUUUGCCUUGAUGCAUAUCCUGCUCGCAGCAGUUUCUGACUGUGUAUCUUAGUGCCAAAGGGUUUCCACCGCCAACCCAACAUGAGUCGUUUGCACCUCUCGUAGACUCAGUCUGGGUUAUUGAUCCUGUCAGUCACUCUGUUUUGACAACACCUUACAAAGGCCUUUGGUUUUACUGUGAACACCCUGUGGAUAUUAGGCAUAGUGUUGCUAUAGUUGUGUAUUAUACGCAGUUGUACGUACUUUUGUCAUAGCAACAGAUCCACACUCGGUGUACAUAUUUAUAUGCAAUAUGGUGUAGUUUUACAGAUAAAACUACUCAUUUAGAAGACUUUAACAGGUUUACACUCGCUGAUUUACAUUUGUCACGAACAUGUCCGGGUCAUAUUUCAUCCCAUUUGAUUGAUUUUAUUUUAAUUUAGAAAGAUUUAAGCAUUAAAAGCAUUUUUUUUUUUUUUACUUUUGAUUUAUGGGUAAAAGAUAACCAAGACAUUUUCUUGACAAGUCUUUUUUAAUUCACCCUCACAGUAUCUAGUAACACUUUUACUAAGCAAAGUGUUUCAUACAAAAAAACAGUACAGCAAGAGUUUUGCUACCUAAAUCAGUUAACAGGUCACCCUUUGCAUUAAGGCCUUCUGUGUCAUUGUGCCACACUUUACUUCUUUACUCUGUUUUCAUGCUUUUUUUCUUUCUCAGAGGGGGAGUGGAAAUACAAGAGGCCAAUUUAGUGUCACUUCAACCGUGCCUCGACUUUUGUUUGCACCUUUUCUGAGCCCCAUUGCGUGCGUGUGUUCAGAGAUUUCACAUCAGGACGUGACAGAGGUGAAGUUUUCCCCUGCGUGGGGUGAAAUGAGAACUGUGAAUGGAAUAGCUGUAGCUCAUGUCAGAUAUGAUAAACUAGCCCUGCCCGCUCUGUUUCGGGUAGGAUCACCAUACGAGAUGUUUUACGCACAUUAUGAUGUUUUCUUUCUCUGUUAUAUCUCUCUUUUGUUUUUUUGAGUUUUUGCUUUAAUCAUGAGUGUGGAUACUGGAGGGCGGGGCCCUCGUGAUUGACAGCUCCACCAUGUGUUUCGUUUGCAUUCCCAUAGCGACUGGAGUGAUGAAGCAAUGAACAUGUAGUUUCGUGUGUUUUGCUGGUAUUGGAGGAAAAGUGAUAUUAAAAUAUAACCUGACAUUCAUCUUUUCUUUUGUUGUCAUUCCAUUGGGUUUUGCUUUUGCCAUGUGACAUCUUGGGAAGUUAUAUGAAACCCGUCCUUUUUGUUUUACCUCCCUGUUAUAUUCAUCACAUAAAUAUUCUUGCAUUAAUAUGCAUGUAGAACCAAACAAAUGUAGAUUAAAAC
This is a messenger RNA of Sinocyclocheilus anshuiensis, 3184 nucleotides long. RefSeq names its product BCL2/adenovirus E1B 19 kDa protein-interacting protein 3-like. Bases 223 to 909 code for a protein of 228 amino acids. The transcript is spliced from 6 exons. Lineage: Eukaryota; Metazoa; Chordata; Actinopteri; Cypriniformes; Cyprinidae. The record is from RefSeq and is a predicted model, not a curated record. Gene Ontology annotation, cellular component: mitochondrial outer membrane; mitochondrial envelope; nuclear envelope. Gene Ontology annotation, biological process: positive regulation of apoptotic process; mitochondrial outer membrane permeabilization; defense response to virus.